AUGAUAAUAAAUAAAACGACAGAAGAUUAUUAUAUAGGUUCUGCAUCGACUGAUAGAUUUUAUGCUAGAUUUUCUAACCAUCUUAUUUAUUUUAGGGGUAGUAAAGUAGUUAAAGCUGCAGUAAAAAAAUAUGGAUUAGAUAAUUUUGCUUUUUUAAUAUUAGAGUUAUAUCCUAAUAUUGUAACUAAGGAGAAUAAUAAAGAAUUAUUGGAUUUAGAAGACAAAUAUUUGAAGUAUUUAUUACCUAAUUAUAAUAUUUUAACUGAGGCAGGGUCUAGUUUUGGUUAUAAACAUUCAGAAAUUGAUCGUAUUAAAAUGAAAGAGAUAUAUAGUAAUGAAAGACGAGAAAAGAUUGGUAGUUUAAAUAGAGGUAAAAAAUUAUCACCUGAAACAAUAGAAAGGAUGAGAGAAAAAGCACUUAAUAGAUCUCCUAUGUCUGACGAAACUAAAUUGAAAUGUAUAACCAAUACGAAACCUGUUAUUUUAUCUAAUUUAAAUGGUACUAUUUACGGUAAAUAUCCUACAAUAUUAGAUGCAUCUAAGGCUAUUAAUUGUAAUGAAAAAACAAUUAGAAGAGCUUUAAAAACAGAAAAAAAAUUAGUAAAAAGACAAUGAAGAGUAAAUUGUUUAUAUAAAUAA
Molecule: messenger RNA, 639 nt
Organism: Sordaria macrospora k-hell
Lineage: Eukaryota; Fungi; Ascomycota; Sordariomycetes; Sordariales; Sordariaceae
Source: RefSeq, a predicted model, not a curated record